GGUACACAUUGUGUGUGCACAAAAUGGCGGACACUACACGCAGGGUACUCUGUGCAGCAGUGAUCGUUUCUGUGCUAGGACCAGGAAUUGUUGAGGGUGUGACAUUCGACAAUUUCACUGCACUAAAAAAAGAGUGGGUCGAUUGUGGAUACCCCCCAGCAGAAACAUAUAAUGAAACGAGGUCUACUUAUACUAAUAGUUUUAGUAUAUGCGUUGAGAAAUAUAACGCCGUUCCUACAGUGAAGACAAUCUGUGAUCUAUACCAACAAGAGGUUCAUAGGUUCUGUCUCUGGUCGGAGUCGGUUGAUGUGCGGGAAACAGCCGAUGAAACCAGGCAAUUGUUGAACACACGUCUUCACGUAUGUAGCGUAGCGAAGAGGGUGCGGUUGAGUUACCCGAUGCAGGAACACCUACAAGGUCCAAGGUGUCCAUCUGCCUGUUCCACACUUGGCGCCGCAGAAGUGUGCAGAUUGCUCAUCAUUCUAUCGUUGACAGGGCCAAACACCUUCCUGAAUUGGCAGCCCACGACAACGAGUUCGAAUUUAAAUCCGACAGAGAAUCCGACAGAGAAUCCGACAGAGAAUCCGACAGAGAAUCAGACACAGACUCAGACACAGGCUCCGACACAGAAUCAGACACAGACUCAGACACAGGCUCCGACACAGAAUCAGACACAGAAUACCACACAACCAGCAGCCCGAACAUCAUCUGUGAAAUAUCUCCUGUAUUCCGCCCUAGUGGUGGCCAUCUGCGUGGCUCUCUACAUUAUCUACAGAACAAGAAAAACGAUCCUGACUUGCCUUCAAGAGGAUGGGAAAACGUCGGAGUCACCUGAAGAUGGGAAGGGGACCUACCAGAAGUUACCACAUUUUGAAAGGGCUGUACCAUCAUUAGACGCUGUAGAUAAAGUCAAAUAGUUUGAUUACUACUGCCUGUGAUUGACAUUCAGGCUUAACCUGUUAUCCUAUGAAUCUGCACUCUGUUUGUUGCAAUGAUUCUUAUUUGCAAAAUGAAAACAAGACACUCACAUGAGCAAUGGGUGUGUAUGAAGGCUCAUCAACCCUCUAUAUGAAGUAGUCACACACACACACACACACACACACACACACACACACACACACACACACACACACACACACACACACACACACACACACACACAUACAUACAUACAUACAUACAUACAUUCAUAAUGUAAUGCAGUCGGUGCUACCAGUCAGUAAUGCAUGUAUAACGAUGCAGGAAUGAGACGCUUCAUGUUGAAGUUUUUAAACAUAGAUCUUUAGAUAAUCUUCUUUGUAUUUUGCGACAUUUACAUGUAUUAUAUUUCUGUUCACUUAUUAAACUCAUUAACCCCCCAGA
Haliotis rufescens (red abalone) is the source of this 1362-nucleotide messenger RNA. RefSeq lists its product as uncharacterized. The transcript has 4 exons. NCBI's taxonomy places the organism in Eukaryota, Metazoa, Mollusca, Gastropoda, Lepetellida, Haliotidae. The record is from RefSeq and is a predicted model, not a curated record. Bases 24 to 917 code for a protein of 297 amino acids.